Molecule: messenger RNA, 952 nt
Organism: Dermatophagoides farinae (American house dust mite)
Lineage: Eukaryota; Metazoa; Arthropoda; Arachnida; Sarcoptiformes; Pyroglyphidae
Gene: Pmvk
Product: Phosphomevalonate kinase
Biological process (GO): cholesterol biosynthetic process; isopentenyl diphosphate biosynthetic process, mevalonate pathway
Cellular component (GO): cytoplasm
Molecular function (GO): phosphomevalonate kinase activity
Source: RefSeq, a predicted model, not a curated record
GAUAAAAUAAAUAAAAAUUCAUUUAUUCGGUUAAGAUUCACACAUAUUACAGGUGUAUGUGUGUGUGUGUGUUUGUGUGCUCAACAAUCAAAUAAAAUGCGGUUUCAAUUUAUUAACGUUGAAUAAUCGAAACAGUUUUUUUUUUGUUUCUCUUCAUUCAUCCAUCAUAAACAUCUUUGGCUAAACGAACACAAUUCUUUCAGUGAUUAAAACAAAACAAAACAAAACAAAAAUGUCAUCAUCAUUUGAAUUGGAUUUAGAUACGAUUCGUAUGGAAUCUAUUCAUGCAAUCAAAGAAUUGAAAAAACCUAAACUUGUUCUAAUAUUAAGUGGAAAACGAAAAUCUGGCAAAGAUUAUGUUGAACAAUUAUUAAUUGAACGAUAUCCCGAUCAGAUACUUUCAUUUCGUAUAUCGGCACCAAUCAAAUGUGAAUAUGCACGUCGUAAUGGUUUGAAUUAUGAAGAAUUAUUAACAUCAUCACAAUAUAAAGAAUCGUUUCGUAAACAAAUGGUUGAAUGGAGUGAAUCUGUACGACAAUAUGAUCCACAUCAUUUUUUACGUAUUGCAAUAUUGGAUUCAUAUCGACAAAAUAAUGGCCAUAAAAAACCGAUUUGGAUAUUGAAUGAUGCACGUCGUCCAACAGAUUUACGUUAUUUUCAAUCAGAUGAAAAUGAAAUUAAUUUAGACAACAAUUGUAAACAAUUAACCAUUCGUAUACGAUCCGAUGAUUCAAUACGAAUAGAUCGUGGAUGGAAAUUCACCAUUGGUAUUGAUGAUCAAACAACUGAAUGUGGUCUUGAUGAAUAUCAACAAUGGAAUUAUCGUAUCGAUAAUAAUGGUGGCAAAGAUGAAUUAUUGAAAGAAUUGUCACCAAUUUUAUCAGAAAUUGAUAUGGUCAUAUCAUCAUAAAACUUAUGAUAAUUUUAAAUUUUUAUUUACAACAUUCCAUGA